AUGGAGUUUGAUGGUUAUAACAAAGUUCGUCAUUUGACAUUAAUGUUUGCACCCGAAGGUCCACUAAUUCCAAGUUCCUUGUGCAAUUGCAAGAAUUUACGGACUCUUGCAACUUUUGAUUCAAAGAUUACUAAUUUUGGUCGAGAGUUAAUUUCACAAGUAAAAUGCCUUAGAACGUUGAAUUUGAGUCGUAACUCCUUGAAAGAAGUUCCAAAUGAGGUUGGAGAAUUGGCACAUUUGAGGUACCUUGAUUUGUCUGAUAAUGUACAUUUGAUGAAAUUGCCAGACACCAUGUGUAAUUUAAUCAAUUUGCAAACCCUGAGACUCAUUUGGUGCACUAAUCUUGAAAGAUUACCUGAAGGCAUGGGAAAGCUGAUUAACUUGCAGCAUCUUCAUGUCAAGUAUUGUCCUAGUCUAAAGUUGCCCAAGGGGAUUGCAAGGUUAACAAGUCUACGAAGGCUAGAUGAAGUUUACAUCCGUGGCAAUGAUGACGUUGAUAACAACAAAGAAGCAUUAUUCGAGUUAAGUGAUUUGAGAAACAUGGACCAGCUUCGUGGGAGUUUCCGAAUAGAAUUUCUGGAGGAUCUCAAGGACGCGAGGCAGGCCGAGCAAGCGCAUUUGGUGAACAAAAAUUGCCUUGUCAGUCUGGAAUUCGAGUUCCCCCUAGCUGAGGAAACAGAGCAGCACAUCGAGGAAGAAACAGUGAAUGCCUUACAACCACAUCCAAAUCUGGAAUCCUUAUCUAUCAAAUUCUACAGUGGCACCAGACUUCGGCCCCAUUGGAUGACGUCGUUAAACAAAUUGAGAAGCCUUACCCUUAAAUAUUGCAAGUUUGUUGAGUUUGUGCCUCCUUUGGGGAGAUUGGAGUCCCUUGAAGUACUAAUCAUAGUCAAUUGGGAAAGACUGAAAAAGGUAGGAGUUGAGUUUUUGGGAAUAGAUGGAACAAUAGAAACGCAAACAUCCUCAUCACCACUUAUUUUAUUCCCAAGUUUGAAAAGACUUGAAUUCAAUGAUAUGCCCAUGUGGGAAGAGUGGGAAGGAAUGACAGGGUGGAGUGAAGAAGAGGAUUCUCAUAAGACAAUUACAAUAAUGCCCUCCCUUUCUUCCUUACUAAUUUAUAAUUGCGGAGUACUAAGAACGCUGCCCAACUUCUUACGAAAUACACCACUGAAGGAGUUGGUCAUCGAUGAGGGCUUUCACUAUCCAAAAUCACCAGUUGCACAAGGUUGCCAAAAAGGCAGAGGAGAGUGGCCCAAGAUUUCUCACAUCCCAAACAUCAAAGUUGGUUACGAAUUUGUACAAAAAGACGGAGUUUACCAAAUUGAUGAUGAUGAGAUGCCAAGUGCUGCUUCCACAUCUUCUUCUGGUAAUGUCUAUUAA
Messenger RNA from Prunus armeniaca (apricot), 1380 nucleotides. NCBI's taxonomy places the organism in Eukaryota, Viridiplantae, Streptophyta, Magnoliopsida, Rosales, Rosaceae. The record is from the annotation of a GenBank genome assembly.